CCCGCCCGUCUUGGGACCUUCGCCUGCGCGCCUACCCGCGGGUGAACAGUGCGCGCUCCGGCCCUCAGCGGGGACUGGGACGUCAGGUCCCCGGCCCCGCCGCUCCCCACGAUGAGGAAGUUGAGGCUCAGAGAAGGAAAGUGGUAACACUCACGUCCUGUGAUCGCAGUCCAGGAACCAGGUGGCCAGCCACCAGGCCCAUGCCGUGAGGCCCGGAGGUGCCCCGCCGCCACCAGCAUGCCUUGGGAUGCAAGGCGGCCCGGGGGCGGCGCGGACGGCGGGCCCGAGGGCGCGGGCGCGGCGCGCUCCCAGGCGCAGAAGCAGUGUCGCAAGUCGUCGUUCGCCUUCUACCAGGCCGUUCGCGACCUGCUGCCCGUGUGGCUGCUCGAGGACAUGCGCGCCAGCGAGGCCUUCCACUGGGACGAGCGCGGCCGCGCCGCCGCCUACUCGCCCUCCGAGGCGCUGCUCUACGCGCUCGUGCACGACCACCAGGCGUACGCGCACUACCUGCUGGCCACGUUCCCGCGCCGCGCGCUCGCGCCGCCCAGCGCCGGCUUCCGCUGCUGCGCCGCGCCCGGGCCGCACGUGGCGCUGGCCGUGCGCUACAACCGCGUGGGCAUCCUGCGCCGCAUCCUGCGCACCGUGCGCGACUUCCCGCCCGAGGAGCGCGCGCGCGUGCUCGACCGGCGCGGCUGCAGCCGCGUGGAGGGCGGCGGCACUGCGCUGCACGUGGCCUGCGAGCUGGCGCGCCCCGAGUGCCUCUUCCUGCUGCUCGGCCACGGCGCGUCGCCCGGCCUGCGCGACGGCGGCGGCCUGACGCCGCUGGAGCUGCUGCUGCGCCAGCUGG
Neomonachus schauinslandi (Hawaiian monk seal) is the source of this 847-nucleotide messenger RNA. RefSeq names its product ankyrin repeat domain 9 (gene ANKRD9). Gene Ontology annotation, molecular function: protein binding. The record is from RefSeq and is a predicted model, not a curated record. The annotation marks the transcript as partial. Lineage: Eukaryota; Metazoa; Chordata; Mammalia; Carnivora; Phocidae. The transcript is spliced from 3 exons.